This is a messenger RNA of Triticum dicoccoides, 887 nucleotides long. RefSeq lists its product as uncharacterized. The coding region runs from base 12 to 677 and encodes 221 amino acids. The record is from RefSeq and is a predicted model, not a curated record. The transcript has 2 exons. Lineage: Eukaryota; Viridiplantae; Streptophyta; Magnoliopsida; Poales; Poaceae.
ACAAAUCACGCAUGGACGACAUGGACAUUGGAGCUGUAUGUGAGGAGGGAUCUUCAACCUCAGCAUUAUCGAGGACAAGAACACCUGAACCCAGGGAAGAUGCCUACCUGAUAGUAAUUCCUUAUGCCCACAUAUUUGACCUUAUGCUAAAAGCUUUGAAGUUGCCCCCUGCAAGUUACUAUCACAAGAUAUGUCCAGGCGGCAAGAAUCGUGUCACGGUUACUUUCAAUUGUUUGUUGCAAUUGAUUGAUGGUUUGCUUGUUCCAACCUCAAUAUCGGGUGCAAUUUUACAUGCCUAUGAAGAUGCGGAAGACAAUGCAGCUAUCGCAGCUAUUAGGUACAUGGAAAAUGCAUACGGUAGAGAAAUGAGAGACUGCCACUACACCCAUGUCAAGAGGCUAGAAAAUGAAGUCAAGCAUCUGGUCAGAUGGUUAGUAGCAGCAAACAAGACAAUCAAGAAGCUAUGCAAAGGGUGGUACUACGCUGUCAGAUAUAUGAGUUCAUAUUCUAUUCAAAUGCAAAACACAACGACUACUCGACACUUGAAAGGGCAAGAUAACACCAAAAGGGCUAUGAAAUCAUCACUUGCAAGCAUUGAAAAACUGACAGAGAGGCUGUGCUAUAUUGGUACGAGGUCUGAACAUCGCCUAGAGACUACAAGAGAUAGCUUUUGGUGAACUUCGGUCAAUAUGCGCUCACCAGGACGCUUCUAAGCUUACUAGAACAGCUUCCUUUUGUUUCAUAUCAAGCAGCAUGGUCUAUUGGUCCUUUUGGAGCACUCUAAGUAAGAUAUGUAUUGUAGCCUUCCAUUGCAGCCUCUUUGGCUAAAAGCAGUGUAUCAACUUUAAAGUCCGUUGUUAUCUCUAUGGUUAAACUCACUUUGUCAU